AUGGAUUAUACCAAAGAUAGGAAAGAUAUACGAAACCUUUUUGCUUAUUGGACCUUUGUUCUUGUGCGAUCUAAUGCAAUAUCUGCAAUCGAGGCAAAGAUAAGUAUCCGACCAUUAUGUGCUUCCUCGUCCAUUCAUAUCUCGGAGAGUAAAUCCAUCGAAAAGACUUUUAUAUGGCUCAUAUCGACCUCAUCAAUAAAUUCCUGGUCUCUAAUGUGCUUGUGUCUCUCCUUCUGGAUAUACGCUUUUAUUGCAAUGCAUGCUGGAGAUGAAACCCGCGAUUUAAUGCUAAAAAUAGAACGACCUUUGCGGACUUGCUACCAGAUGCUGGGUUCCUGCUACAAAGACUAUGCUCAGAAACCUAAACACAUGAUCUCUGCAAUAGACCCAUGCGUGUCCAAAGCCUACACGGACUACUUCGGCCAGUAUGACUACUACAGCAACUACUAUGACAAGGACGGAGAACCCCCGACUUUCCUGGCUCGGUCGCAGACUUUCACCGUAGAAAUCGGGCAGUCGGUGAUCAUCCCGUGCGACGUGGAGAACACAGGCAGCAACAAACUGAUCAUCAAGAAGCUCCCCGCCCGCGGAGGCUCCGAGAAACUGCUGGCUGUGGGCGGCGCGAAGGUGACCACGGACCGGCGCAUCCUGGUGGACGGGUCGCGCCUCACCAUCACCCACGCCCUCCCCCGCGACGCCGGCACCUUCCUCUGCCACUUCGACCUGGAGCCGCCCUUGCAACUGCGACACACCCUCGACGUGCAGUCCGCGCCCUCGGUCAAGUCCCUCUCGCCGCCCGAGCAGGUGAUCAAGAAGGGGGAGGAGGUCGUGUUGCAGUGCAAGGCCCACGGCAACCCCACGCCCAUCAUCCGCUGGUCCAGGCAGGAGGGGUUCAUGCCCUCGGGGAAGACCACGGAGCAGGGCCAGAACGUGACGCUAAAGGACGUAGACCGCCACGUCGACGGAACGUACCUGUGCACGGCAGGACAACGGCAUCGGCGAACCUGCUUCAGCUCGGAUGGUCGUCACGGUGGAGACGUCGUUCGCAGCACCGAGGGCGAGAUGGUGGAGCUCCUAUGCCUCGUCCACGGCCGCCCCGUCCCCACCGUCGGCUGGACCCACGACGGCGCUGCCCUUCCUGACACCCACAUGGAUUCCGAAGUGGACACGCCCCAAGACUACGCCCACGAUAUCUACGACGCCCACACCACCCAGAGCCACGUCUCACACCGCCACACGCUCACCAUACAGAAUAUAACUGACGUGGACUUCGGUUCGUACAUGUGCAUCGCCGAGAACUCACACGGGGUCACCAACGCCACGAUACAGCUGACAGGUCUCCCUAUGUCCCCGAUGUUCACCAGCAGUCCGAAUGGGGAAGAGAGCCACAGGUACACACUCACAUGGGGCACCGAGAGCCUAUCCCCAAUAACAGAGUUCGUGAUCAAAGUGCGCAAGAGUCUCACAAGCCCCUGGCAGAGAUUGCCUGAUGUACACCAAGCGCGUUGUUCACCGGAGUGA
Molecule: messenger RNA, 1521 nt
Organism: Penaeus indicus
Lineage: Eukaryota; Metazoa; Arthropoda; Malacostraca; Decapoda; Penaeidae
Product: hemicentin-2-like
Exons: 10
Coding region: 1-1521 (506 amino acids)
Cellular component (GO): neuron projection
Source: RefSeq, a predicted model, not a curated record